Molecule: messenger RNA, 489 nt
Organism: Saccoglossus kowalevskii
Lineage: Eukaryota; Metazoa; Hemichordata; Enteropneusta; Harrimaniidae
Product: acyltransferase PGAP2-like
Biological process (GO): GPI anchor biosynthetic process
Cellular component (GO): endoplasmic reticulum membrane; Golgi membrane
Source: RefSeq, a predicted model, not a curated record
AUGUCGCAAAGAAUAGCCUGCAAAAAUUAUGCUCACGUGUUUAUGUUUGUAUCAUUUAUUAUAUGCUCAAUGUGUUACAUGUUGACAAAGAUUGUACAAAGUAUUGUAAUAAAGAAUAAAUCAUAUACAGCCUGUCUGACACACUAUACUACAGAGAAGAUGGUUAUUUUAUUUUUGUCUAACAUAGCAUGUUUCUUCAUUAGCAUCUAUUAUUACUUCAGACACAACUGGUACUGUGAACAUGGAGUGUACACAUUGUUUGCAGCCUGGGAAUAUCUUGUUGUAAUUACUAACAUUGCAUUUCACUGCAUUGAAGGAGAUAUCCUGCAUGGUGUAACUCUUUUAACUUUUGGAUAUUGCAAGGACAGGACAUAAAGCCACCAGCAUGGUAUUACUUGAGGUGAUAUCUGAUUCAUCAAGUAACCAUUUGCCUACGAGAGCCACAAUUACCGGGGUAGAUAGCUUGUCCACACCAUUAUAUUGGGCAGC